Molecule: messenger RNA, 659 nt
Organism: Corythoichthys intestinalis (scribbled pipefish)
Lineage: Eukaryota; Metazoa; Chordata; Actinopteri; Syngnathiformes; Syngnathidae
Gene: rps18
Product: ribosomal protein S18
Exons: 7
Coding region: 16-606 (196 amino acids)
Biological process (GO): translation
Cellular component (GO): ribosome; small ribosomal subunit; cytosol
Molecular function (GO): structural constituent of ribosome; RNA binding
Source: RefSeq, a predicted model, not a curated record
CGGCCUCUCGGCCAAAUGUCUCCAAUAUUCGGUUUCGGCCAAGAAUUUUGCUAUCGGUACAUAACAGGGACCAACUUCCGUUUUCAUCGCUGUCAUCCCGCCCCGAGAUUGUCGUCACUUCCUCUUUGCUUGGAACAAGCUUUCAAGAUGUCUUUGGUCAUCCCUGAGAAGUUCCAGCACAUUCUUCGUGUUUUGAACACGAACAUUGACGGUCGGAGGAAGAUCGCCUUCGCCAUCACUGCCAUCAAGGGGGUGGGCAGACGUUAUGCCCAUGUGGUGCUGAGGAAGGCGGACAUUGACCUCAACAAGCGGGCCGGCGAGCUGACCGAGGAGGAGGUUGAGCGAGUGGUGACCAUCAUGCAGAACCCUCGCCAGUACAAAAUCCCAGACUGGUUCCUCAACAGGCAGAAGGACGUCAAGGAUGGAAAAUUCAGCCAGGUGCUAGCUAACGGCCUGGACAACAAGCUGAGAGAAGACCUGGAGAGGCUGAAGAAGAUACGAGCGCAUCGCGGACUCCGGCACUUUUGGGGCUUGCGCGUUCGCGGUCAGCACACCAAGACUACUGGCCGCCGCGGUCGCACUGUGGGUGUCUCCAAGAAGAAGUAAACUGGCUGCGUAUUUUGCUUUUCAAUAAACCGCCCCAAAAAAUGGAUGAACAA